Messenger RNA from Marasmius oreades (fairy-ring Marasmius), 1474 nucleotides. RefSeq lists its product as uncharacterized. Gene Ontology annotation, molecular function: protein serine/threonine phosphatase activity. The record is from RefSeq and is a predicted model, not a curated record. NCBI's taxonomy places the organism in Eukaryota, Fungi, Basidiomycota, Agaricomycetes, Agaricales, Marasmiaceae. Bases 78 to 1286 code for a protein of 402 amino acids. The transcript is spliced from 4 exons.
GUAAUACUCAUACACCUGAUCCUCCAACUGCCUCAUUCCUUUCUCCUUCCUCUCGUAGAGAUACCUCAAGACAGAGAAUGAACUCUCUGACAUAUCUCUCUCGACAAUUCGACGUCCUCGCCUCUCCGAAAACUCCGCCACCGAACGCAUCGUCAGAACGUCCUCCAGAUCCGCCUCUGAAACGGGUGAAGACCUGGUCGACUAGUUCUUUCCUGUUCUCUCCUUCGAUUUCCCAUUCACCUCAUAAACGACGAAGCUCACAUCCGUCAUCCGAACCAUCGAGUUCUGCAGCAAGGGCCGCAACACAACCUUCUCUGUCACUAGAAACCCAAAUCUCGCCCAAAUCACGUUCGGACUCAUUGAUCGGGCGAGUAUAUCUAAUUCGAAUACUGGCAUGGGCAUGGGAGACUUUUCGAAGGGCAUGGACAUCGUUGGUCACUAGCUAUCUUCCAGUUGAAAAGCAGACAGGCUCUAUAGCUGACGAGAAGAGGGAUUUGAUUAUCGAGGAAACCACGGAUGAUGAGGCUUCCAUCUCGUCGUCGUCGUCGCUUUCGGCAGUAGACCGUAGAUCUCCAGUACCACCUUCCAUCUCUGUCUCUCCAGAUUCCCCAACGCCAAGUCAUACAACUGAUUCCGCAUCGGGUACACCACGUUCAGCCACUCCAACGUUGACAACGCGGAAGACUCCCUUUCACUUCCAGAAAACCUUGGUACUUGAUCUGGAUGAGACCCUCAUACAUUCGACCUCACGGCCUAUGUCUAACUAUACGGGCAGCUCCGGACUAUUUGGGAUACGGGCCUUUGGAAGUAGGAAAGCAGGUUCUGGCCAUGUUGUUGAAGUAGUCUUGGGUGGACGGAGCACUCUCUACCACGUAUACAAGCGGCCAUUUGUAGACUUCUUUCUUCGAACUGUUUCUGGUUGGUAUACACUCGUAAUAUUCACCGCCUCGAUGAAAGAGUAUGCAGAUCCUGUUAUUGAUUGGUUGGAUGCUGGACGAGGGAUAUUAGGGAACCGAUUGUUCAGAGACUCUUGUACUCAACUGCCAAAUGGAUCGUACACUAAGGACCUCACCAUUGUAGAGCCUGACCUAGCGAGGGUCUGCCUGGUGGACAACUCUCCUGUGAGCUACAAAGUCAAUGAAGCUAAUGGGGUACCGAUUGAAGGCUGGACUCACGAUCCAUCAGACGAGGCGUUAUUAGACUUGCUCCCGGUUCUCGACUCACUACGAUUCACGUCCGAUGUACGACGCGUUCUUGGACUUCGCAUAGCAGGCGGUCACUCUUGAUCAUACCUCCACUAUUAUUAUCUCUGGGUAAUGGUUUCUUCGGUUUCUUCGCAUUCAUUUAUUACCUUACUUGAAGCACAUCAUAACGAUACCAAAUGCAAUAUCUUCAUCGUGGGUCUGAUGCUGGGCACUACUGUAAAAAUUACAUCUGAGGAAUCUUCGCUUUUGUUGUUGAAUUACGACGAAAC